Molecule: messenger RNA, 737 nt
Organism: Neogale vison (American mink)
Lineage: Eukaryota; Metazoa; Chordata; Mammalia; Carnivora; Mustelidae
Gene: MARVELD1
Product: MARVEL domain containing 1
Exons: 1
Coding region: 139-660 (173 amino acids)
Biological process (GO): myelination
Cellular component (GO): membrane
Molecular function (GO): structural constituent of myelin sheath
Source: RefSeq, a predicted model, not a curated record
AAGAGGACUCGGAGGGACGCGAGGAGGCCACCGCGGGCGCAGCGGGUACGUCGGCCGGGCCACCCCCGCGAGCCCGGCGCAGCCAUUCCGCUACUCGGGGCUCCGCCGCCGCCGCCGCCGCCACCGCGCCCGGGGGCCAUGCUCCCGCCGCCCCCGCGCCAGCCGCCGCCCCAGGCGCGCGCGGUCCGCGGGCCGGUGCGCCUGCAGAGGGCCUUCCUGCGCGGCCCGCUCGGCGUGCUGCGGCUGCUGCAGCUGCUGGCCGGCGCCGCCUUCUGGAUCACCAUCGCCACGAGCAGGUACCAGGGCCCCGUGCACUUCGCGCUCUUCGUGUCGGUGCUCUUCUGGCUGCUGACCCUGGGCCUCUACUUCCUCACGCUGCUGGGCAAGCACGAGCUGGUGCCUGUGCUGGGUUCGCGCUGGCUCGUGGUCAACGUGGCACACGACCUGCUGGCGGCCGCGCUCUACGGCGCCGCGACGGGCAUCAUGAUCGCCCAGACGCAGAGCCACAGCUACUGUAACCUCAAGGAUUACCAGAUGGCCUGCGCCUACCACGCCUUCUUGGCGGCCGCCGUCUGCGGCGGCCUCUGCCUCGGCCUCUACCUGCUCUCGGCCCUCUACGGCUGCUGCCGCCGCUACCAGGGGGAGCAGGAGGUGGCAUGAGCCGCCGCACCGCGGGGCGGGGACCCUCCCGAGACCGGCGCCCCCGUCCUUCCUGCCGCCGCCGCCCCGCGCCCGUG